AUGUUCUCAGUAACGUCUAGCCAUCGCCUCUGGUGGGGUGGCCUUCAGAAGGGAACCCACUUGAACCAGCCAGUGUUAAGGAGGCACCGCUUUCAGCAUAUGCACGUCAGAGUCGGGGACCGGGCUGAACUCAGCAGGGCCUUCACACAGAGGGACGUGGCAGUCUUCGCAGAAUUAACGGGAGAUGUCAAUCCUUUGCAUUUAAAUGAAGAUUUUGCAAAACAAACCAAGUUUGGGAAGACAAUUGUACAUGGAGUUUUGAUCAAUGGACUUAUUUCCGCUCUCUUGGGCACUAAAAUGCCAGGACCAGGCUGUGUAUUUCUUUCCCAGGAAAUUACCUUCCCAGCCCCUUUGUAUGUUGGGGAGGUUGUUACAGCUGCUGCAGAAGUGAAAAAGCUGAAGCGCUUCAUCGCUGUCAUUGCAGUGUCGUGUUCCGUGAUAGAAAGUAGAAAGACUGUUAUGGAAGGCUGGGUUAGAGUUACGGUCCCAGAAGCUCCCAGUCCCUGAAACAGGUCAAAGAUGCAGGUUCAGCCAUCAAUGCUCUCGUUACUAAAGAGCCUGUAGGGAAAACGAGGAUUGCUGCUCUUUACCAAGAAAUGGCUGGUGGACCCAGAAGCCCGUAAUGGGGGGAGAGGGGAGUCAGUAGAAGAAUGUUCAAAUGUCCACUUUUCAGUUUGGCCUUACGCUUCACACAGACUCGCGUAUGCUCAUGAUUUCAUCACCUUUCUGGGUUUUUCAAAAAUACGGAGAAGGUCAUCGUUUAGCCAGAGGUUCUACUUUUAGGAUUUGAAACCUAGGUAGAUUUGCAUUUGGGUAGCAAAUGUACCUCUGUCUACGUAGAAUCAGUUUCUGCUGAAUUAAUAGCCGUCUAACAGUUAUUGAAGGUAUCAGCAGACGUGGGGGCAUCUUUGAACACUUACCCUUUACCUGUAAAUAUUUUUAGGCCAGUUCUUCCGCAGUUUCUGGUCAGAGCUUAUUGUCACUUGUUACUCUUCACACCACGAUAGUGUCCUGCUCAACCUUCAGUGGGACUUGCCUUCCGGAUGGUUUUCCUGUGAUUGGAGAAGGAUUUAUGUGCAGACUUGGACUUAGUUAUGUAAACUCAGCUCAUCUAAAACGGGAUAGCAGCACCUACCACAGAGGAUUGUUGGAGGUGGUGGGUAAAGGAGCUAAGUGCAGGCCUGGCCUGUAAAGGCUGGCUUUGGAUACUGCCGUCCUCUCCCUGUGACUAAGACAGUUCCUGGCCCGCAGUUA
Loxodonta africana (African savanna elephant) is the source of this 1254-nucleotide messenger RNA. It is a transcript of the gene HTD2, whose product is annotated as hydroxyacyl-thioester dehydratase type 2. Gene Ontology annotation, biological process: fatty acid biosynthetic process. Gene Ontology annotation, cellular component: mitochondrion. The record is from RefSeq and is a predicted model, not a curated record. Lineage: Eukaryota; Metazoa; Chordata; Mammalia; Proboscidea; Elephantidae. Gene Ontology annotation, molecular function: (3R)-hydroxyacyl-[acyl-carrier-protein] dehydratase activity. Bases 1 to 507 code for a protein of 168 amino acids. The transcript has a single exon.